Molecule: messenger RNA, 588 nt
Organism: Durio zibethinus
Lineage: Eukaryota; Viridiplantae; Streptophyta; Magnoliopsida; Malvales; Malvaceae
Source: RefSeq, a predicted model, not a curated record
AUGGCCUCAAGCAAUUGCUCCUUACCUCCACCUCCUAUUUUUUCUGGUGAGAACUACCAGAUAUGGGCUGUCAAAAUGAAAACCUAUUUGAGUGCUUUUAAUUUGUGGGAAGUGGUGGAAAAUGAGAAGGAACCACCACAACUUCUUGCAAAUCCAACAGUAACUCAAAUGAAAAAUUAUAGUGAAGAAAAAGUAAAGAGGUACAAGGCUAAGAGCUGUAUUGAGUCUUUAGUUUCUGAUGACAUAUUCAUUAGAAUCAUGACUUGUGAAACUACAAAACAAGCUUGGAUGUGCUUAAGGAAGAGUUUCAAGAAUUGUUCAAUGUUUUACAAGCUUAAGAGCAAAGAAGGGCUAUCAGACAAGAGGAUUCAACAGAAGGUGCUUUUACAGCCAAGGAGAAAGGCAAGAUGCAAACAGAAAGCAAAGGCAGAAAACAAGGAGAUCAAAGAAACAAAGUUUCUAGAAACAAUGAAAAGAAAGGAAAAUUCCCACCUUACUCUCACUGCAAUAAGACCAUUCACUUGGAGAAAUAUUGUUGGUACAGACCUGACAUACAAUGUAGGUACUGUAAGCAGCUUGGUCACAUAG